AUGCCCUUCAAUCUCAAAAUCUUCGUUGCCAUCUUGGCCACUGCGGACACCACGCUGUCAGCAGCAACUCGCAGAUCAUCGUCCAGACCUUCCUACCGAUUCUUGCCUGGCGACCCAGAAUGGCCUAGUGAUCGAGACUGGGCAACACUCAAUCGCACUGUAGGCGGUAACCUGAUUCGAGGCGUGCCACUUGCCCAGCCCUGCUAUGGUGUCACUGCCAAUGCAGCUGAGUGCUCGACGAUCCAGAAUGAAUGGGCGCAAAUUUCCCCGUUUGUGGAAAGUCCUGUUAAUACCAUCGACCUGUAUUGGAACAACAACUCCUGUAACCCAUUCGAUAGCGCUUUAGCCAUGAAUACGGACCAUGAUACCUCGUCCUGCACGCUGGGAAACCUCGCUCAGUACGCCAUCAAGGUGACAGAUGCUGAGUCCGUUAUUGCCGGGGUCAAGUUCGCCCGGGAUCACAACAUCCGACUCACGGUCAAGAACACGGGCCACGACUUUCUUGGGCGGUCUAUGGGCAAAGGCUCACUGGGGCUCUGGACCCACAACCUCAAAGAUACAAGCUUCUUCCAGUACAAAAGUGCCGCCUACACGGGCCCCGCGGCUCGCGUCGGUGCCGGCAUUGAGGUCUCCGAGCUGUAUACAGCGGCUGCAGCCCAAGGCUACCGUGCCGUCGCCGGAUCGUGCCCCUCGGUCGGUGCAGUUGGCGGCUUUACCCAGGGCGGCGGUCACGGGCCUCUGAGCUCGGCGUACGGUCUGGGGGCGGACCAGACCCUCGAGUUCGACGUCGUGACCGUCAAAGGGGACCGGCUGACAGCAUCACGCACCAAAAACUCGGACCUGUACUACGCCCUGAGUGGCGGCGGCGCUGGGAACUACGGCGUCGUACUAUCCAUGACGAUCAAGGUUCACAAGGACGGACCCGUGGCGGGCGCGCAAUUGAUGUGGACAUCUGAUGACGACGACGUGUUUGCGAAGGGUGUCAAGGCGUGGAUUCAGCACCUGCCGGUGCUCGACGCCAUCCCGGGCUUCCGUACCGAUGUGCGCCUCCAAAAAGGCGUCUUUUACCUCGCCAUGGCAACACUGCCCGAUGGCACCGAGGAUGAAAUGCUUCAGGCCCUACUGCCGUAUCAUGAGGCGCUGAAGGAGCUGGAAAUCACGCCGUCCCUUAACGAGACGACGUUGCAAAAUGACUUUCUCGACCACUACACCCACCACAGCGGAACAUUGGAUACCACCCGCAACCUGACGAUCGGCAGCCAACUAGUUCCACGCGCCUUUGUCGAGGACACGAACAACGUGGAUGAUUUGGUGUCGGCGCUGGAGGACAUCCUCGACGUCCCUAACUCGCUGAUUGUCAUCUUGGGGACGAAUGUGACGCACGCCCGGGUUGGGAACCAGGCCGAGACGAACGGCGUUAGCACGAUGUGGCGCGACUCGCUGUUUCUGCUCAAUGUCGGCUUGUUGGGCAACAUGCUAGCUGACUGGCCGGAGCUCGUGCAGCAGCUUGACGUGGUGAACGGCUGGGAGCAGAAGCUACGCACGGUGGUUCCCGGCGGCGGUGCCUAUAUGAACGAGGGCACGUAUGACAACCCUAAUUGGCGCGAGGAUUACUAUGGCGACAAGUAUGAUAAGCUUUUGAAGAUCAAGAGGCUGUAUGAUCCUAACAAUGUGUUGUGGAACAAACCUGCUGUCGGCCAUGACGCCUUGGUCUUGGAUUCUGAUGGCCGGCUGCACAAGGCCUGA
Messenger RNA from Diaporthe amygdali, 1746 nucleotides. RefSeq lists its product as uncharacterized. The transcript has 2 exons. The record is from RefSeq and is a predicted model, not a curated record. Gene Ontology annotation, molecular function: FAD binding; oxidoreductase activity. Lineage: Eukaryota; Fungi; Ascomycota; Sordariomycetes; Diaporthales; Diaporthaceae. The coding region runs from base 1 to 1746 and encodes 581 amino acids.